CAGAUUUUGGGACUUGUUUUAGAAGACAGGUUUGGGUUUAAGAAACGGCCCCAAAACCCAAACUCUGCAGCUUCUUCUCGGCCUCCUUUGUGACUCUCAACUCUUGUCGUCUUUUUUCUCCUUGCAGCUUCAAAAGGUUUGGGAUUCGUAAAUUGGUUUGGAUAUUUGAAAUGAAGUUGUAUCAAAGCAAUGGAGAUGAAUGGCGAUGAAGGCUCUUGACAGUGACAGUGAGUUCGGGGACAAUGGCGAUUUCAACAGCAAUGAGUUGAAUAUGGAGCAGGAAGAGGAUGACUUUGAUGAUGAGCACGACGGCGAGGAGAAGGAAGAAGAAUCAGAAAAUGAGGAAGAAGAUGGAGAAGAAGUUGGGGAAGAGGAAAAUGGCGAUGGGCAAAAUGAUAAUAAAGAUGCCGAGAUGGAAGAACUCGAGAAAAAAUACAUGAACCUUCGUCAUCAGGAGCAGUAAGAGACUUCUCUUCACAAUCCUUUUAUUUUUAAAGAAAGAUCUUCUUAAAGGUCAAGCAGUGAAGAACCAAAGGGUACGUUGUUCAAAAUAAUAACUCUUGUAAUAUCCAUGAAAUAGGUUUUGUUUUUCAACAUCAAAUUAUUGCUCCUUGUUUAAAGCUUCUUUUUAUGCCAAUCCUUAAAGUUGAAAAAAAUUAUUUAUAUAGUGAAUUAUUGUCUGAUCGAUGUUUAUUGAGUUCAGAUUCUUGCUUCAGAAAGCAUUCUCAAGUUCACAUGGAAUCAUGGAUUAGAUUUUGUGUUUGUAGUUUUUAAUAACCGUUUAAAUUCUCAUAAUGUGUGUUUAGCUUAUAACUGUACUAUUAGCUGAGAUAGAGUUUAAUUUUAUCAAAUCAAACUUUAAGGAAAUGCUUCAAGUUUCCUCGAUUUCAUAUGAUUGUGAGGGUUCCCCAAAUUUGAAAAGUUCCGCUACAACAGUUACUAUAAUUAGUCAGAUUAAGCUGGUACUAAGUUAUCAUUAAGAGUGUAAGAGUGUUAAUCAAGAAGAAUGGAUUGAGCUCAGCCUUGCCUAAGCUUAUCCCAAAACACAAAGCAUCGAGGUUGAGCUUGGACCGACUUAAUUGUUAACGUAAAUCUUCUCACAUCAGCUUUGGGUCUGCUGAAUUGUAGUGAAGUCUGUGCUUAGUUCUCAUUGAGGUCACGCCAGUCCCAACUUUAAGGAACUAAGUCUGAGCCAUGAGAUCAUUCAAACAAUCUGCAUCUGCAGCUAUGGAAGUCAAUGACGUUGUAUUGUCUCUGCUUAUGGUAGUCUUGGAACCUAAUCAAUCCCGAACUUCUAUUCUUCAAGUUUUUAUGUUUUUGUAACAUUAAAAAUGGAACAAGCUAGCAGUUAUUCCUGCUAACAAUCACAACCUAAUUGAUCCUGAACUUCUAUUGUUUAUUAAUUCUGAUUUUUCACUAUUUGAUUAUCCUCUGAGACAUCAUUUUAUUCCUUGAAAAGGUUGCAUGCUAAGAAGAAGAAAAUUGUUUCUAAUAGUUGCAAGAUAAGGUAUCAAUAGAUUCUUCGGUUCCCUAUGUGAAACUGCUGUGAUUUUGUUUUGGAAUUUCUUGGAGCAUAUGUUGAGCAAACUUGGCUAGAUUGUUUAAGGCUUAUUGCAUUAAGCUUUUGCCAGUAUAAUGUUUAUGAUAAGAUAGUAAAUUUCAUGGCUCCACAGACCAUGGUCAUUUCUCCUAUGCUUUCUGACCUCAAUAAUUUGUUCGGGUUGAAGAAGCAGAAACCAGCUUCCGUAGUGUAGUAGCGAUGCAAGGCUGAAUCAGCUGUAUAGUCCUUGAAUCUCAGGCUAAGAAAUUGUCUGCUGUUAAUUUAUUUGAUGUAUUAUUCAAUAUAAUAUCUGUUGCACUGAUAUUUAUGUAAUUUACACAAUUUUUCAAUGGAAGCCGAGUCUUUAAGAUGUAUGAUUUUGUUGUAAAUGACAAUUAAUAUCUGUAAAUUUGACAUUUACAGAAAUAUUUUCCCCCAAUUCGAUGAAUUGAUUCU
Messenger RNA from Pyrus x bretschneideri (Chinese white pear), 1996 nucleotides. RefSeq names its product major centromere autoantigen B-like. The record is from RefSeq and is a predicted model, not a curated record. The coding region runs from base 200 to 463 and encodes 87 amino acids. Lineage: Eukaryota; Viridiplantae; Streptophyta; Magnoliopsida; Rosales; Rosaceae. The transcript has 2 exons.